Molecule: messenger RNA, 603 nt
Organism: Theobroma cacao (cacao)
Lineage: Eukaryota; Viridiplantae; Streptophyta; Magnoliopsida; Malvales; Malvaceae
Product: non-specific lipid-transfer protein 2
Biological process (GO): lipid transport
Source: RefSeq, a predicted model, not a curated record
AAAGUCUCAGCAGUUACCAUUUCCAUCCUCUAUAAAUUGGGCCGAAGCUCAUUCUCAAAAUGCACCAAACACCAUUAGCUUUCUUUAUUGUAUUUUCACGAGUAUUAGCACUUUGGUGGGAGAAAAUGAAGGUGGUUUCGGUUGUUGCCUUGUGUGUGGUGGCACUGGUGGUGGUGCUGCUUUCAGGUGAAACACGCACGGUGGAGGCAGUGAAUUGCAGCCCCUCGGAGCUCACCUCAUGCUUGCCGGCUAUCACGUCGUCGUCGCCUCCCUCAACCACUUGUUGCAGCAAGCUGAGGGAGCAGAAGCCAUGCCUUUGCGGGUACCUUCAGAACCCCAAUCUCAAGCAGUUUGUUAACAAUCCCAACGCCAGAAAGGUUGCUAGCACUUGCGGCGUGACAUACCCUCAGUGUUAAAAACCUUGCUUAAUUAUAGCAUGUGUUGGCAGCAUAAGAUUGUGUAGCUCGAGCCUCGAAAGUAGUGUUCUAAAUAAGCGAAUAAUGAUGAGAUGAGGGCAAUAUUCCUACUUGUAUAAAGUGGAAAAAGCUCAUAUAUAGUCUAGAGUCUUUAUUAAUAAUAUAAGAAUGAUAUUUGGUAUUUACA